Molecule: messenger RNA, 1962 nt
Organism: Fusarium vanettenii 77-13-4
Lineage: Eukaryota; Fungi; Ascomycota; Sordariomycetes; Hypocreales; Nectriaceae
Exons: 2
Coding region: 1-1914 (637 amino acids)
Biological process (GO): iron ion transport; intracellular iron ion homeostasis; copper ion import
Cellular component (GO): plasma membrane
Molecular function (GO): ferric-chelate reductase activity
Source: RefSeq, a predicted model, not a curated record
AUGAGCAGCCUCUUUGAGAGACACGGCGACCAUGGGCAUGGGCAUGAGGAGGAGGAACAUGGUCACGGUCACGGACAUCCCAGUGAAGAUUCAGUGAGGCAGCAUUUUUUAGCUUGUCUUUACUGGUAUGUGCUGGCGACAGUGUUGGCCGUUGGCUUCGGCUCGAGGCUCAUCUCGGCGUUUAUCGCCCGGCAGAGAAUCAAGAGACGGGAUUUGGGAGCGAGUUCGGAUGCGUCAGUCUCUGCGGUGGAAAAGUGGCUAGAGACUCCAAAGUAUCUCGUCGCACAGUCAAAUCGACGUACACUCUGGCUAGCCACUCUCCCUCUACGGAAAGCCACCAUUAUUAUCGCAUAUGCUGCAUUUGUCGCAUUCUUGAUAACAUACAAGUCUAUCAAGCAUGACGGCAACUUUCUCGAGCGAGUCGGCUUCCGCGCAGCCUGGAUCACGGCAACUCAAACCUCACUGCCCUUCCUACUGGCCGUCCGCGUCAACCCCAUCGGUCUCCUGCUAGGCACGUCUUACGAGAGGAUCAAUUGGUUUCAUCGAUGGGCGUCCCGUAUCUUCUUCGUCAGCGCAACCAUCCAUGGCGGCUUCUUCACCUACGAGUGGCUCGCCGCCAACUUCUUUUGGAAAGAGUUGCAGACGGUCAAGAUGGUUAUACCCGGCAUCGGAGCCUGGUUCGUGCUGCUGUGGACCGUCAUCUCGACGAUUCCCUUCUUCAGACGUAUCAAGUACGAGCUGUUUGUGCUACAGCACAUCCUCUCCGUUGUCCUGUUGCUGGUGCUCCUGGUCCUCCAUGUCCCAGACCACCAUCUGUUCAGCAUCUGGUGCGCCGUGGGCGUCUUUGUGUACGACGUCGUAACACGCUCGGCGAAUCCGAUCUGGCGCAACAUCCGGCUACGAUUCUCGGGAACCCCCUCCGUUCGAUGUGCACAUGAUGCCAAAGUCGAGGCCGUUGACGAUGAGUUGACUGCCGUCACAAUUCGGAACGCCGGCUUCAAGUGGACCCCGGGACAACACGUCCUUCUCUGGACGCCGACGUUUCGGUGGGAAUCACCACAUCCUUUCACCAUCUCCAACAUUCCGAAUGCCGAGUCGUCCACGCAGGAUGUUCAGCUGACACUAAAGGCGAAGAAUGGGCUGACGAGGAGGCUCAACAGUUGGGGUCGAAGGACGGAGAUUAGUGGAGGCGAUGGCACUCUGCGAGUCUUUCUAACGGGGCCUUUUGGGCAUGUGCCCAAUUGGAGACAAUACGACAACUUGGUCCUCAUUGCGGCUUCCACGGGAGGAUCCUUCACCACGCCUAUCCUCGAGGACCUACUCUCAUCACAGGCGCCCGGCUGUGUUCGGAAGAUUAAUGCCCUGUUCAUCGUCCGACGCAAAGCCCACGCCGACCCAUACCUCAAACAGAUAUCUCGAGUGUUAUCCAGGGCAAAGGAGAUGGGUAUAUCUGUGAGGGUAGAGGUCGCCGUCACCAAGGGCCCCAAGAGCGCAACCCAGACGGCACUGCAUGACGACGUCGACGAAAGCCGCGAGAGGUUGAUUGAGCCAGAGUCCCAACAAGCAGGUAGAGGCGCGAGUGUCGAGUUAGAACGUUUCUCGAUCGACUCUUCGCGGUCAUCAGGCAGUGAACGGGAUGACCAGCUACUGAAAGAAGAAGUGGAACUGGGCUUCGAUGGAGGGUAUGCUUACGACUCAUCCUCGAUAGAGCAUAGUGAAGGACGGCCUGACAUCGCAACAUUUAUCCGGACUGCUGUUGGUAAUGUUCCUGGAAGCGUUGCCGUGGCGGUAUGUGGUGGCGACGCGAUCGAGAAGGCGACACAAAGGACUGUUGCGUCGCUUCGAGCGGAGCGUAGUUCGGACGGCCUUGGGACUCAUGACAUCUUUCUGCACGUGGAGCGUUCGGAUAUCUAAUUUUUACUCUAUUGUUAAUGUCGAAUACGAUGAAAUCUUACUUGUUAA